AUGGAGAAAGACGCCGACGGGUUCUACACGCCUGCUCCUGCUGCAGCCGCCGCGCCGCCGACCGAGGAUGUCACGGAUCUCAUCAAGUCGACCUUCGAGGUCGCGGUCACGCUCGCAGAUCAACAAGCGGAUCCGAACUCGCCGCUGUUCAGCGCGAAGACGUUCGAGGAGCUCGGGCUGCAUGAAGACUUGCUGAAGGGGAUUUACGACAUGGGCUUCACGAAGCCGUCCAAGAUCCAGGAGCGCGCCCUGCCGCUGUUGCUGGCGAACCCGCCGCAGAACAUGAUCGGACAGUCGCAGUCGGGAACGGGGAAGACGGCCGCGUUCGUGCUCACGAUGCUGAGCCGCGUCGACUUCGCGGUGCACAAGCCGCAGGCGCUCUGUCUCGCGCCGUCGCGCGAGCUGGCGCGGCAGAUCAUGUCGGUCGUGAACGCGAUGGGCAAGUUCACGCCGGUGCAGACCGAGUACGCGAUCAAGGAGUCGGUGCCGAAGUCGGCGACGAACAUCACCGCGCACGUCAUCGUGGGCACGCCGGGGACGAUGAUGGACCUCCUCCGGCGGAAGGUGAUCGACGCGUCGGGGGUGAAGGUGUUCGUGCUCGACGAGGCGGACAACAUGCUGGACAAGGACGGGCUCGGGGACCAGACGCUGCGGGUGAAGAACAUGCUGCCGCGGAACCCGCCGGCGCAGAUCGUGCUGUUCUCGGCGACGUUCCCGGACCACGUGCGGACGUUCGCGAGCAAGUUCGCGCCGAACGCGAACAAGAUCGAGCUCCAGCGGAACGAGCUCUCGGUGGACAACAUCCGGCAGUUCUACAUGGACUGCCGGGACGAGGAGCACAAGUACGAGGUGCUGGUGUCGCUCUACAAGCUGCUCACGAUCGGGCAGAGCAUCAUCUUCUGCCAGCACCGACACACGGCGGACCGGAUCUCGCAGCGGAUGUCGACGGAGGGGCACAAGGUGGCGUCGCUGCACGGGGCGAUGGACGCGGGGGGGCGGGACGCGAUCAUCGACGGCUUCCGGGAGGGCAAGGAGAAGGUGCUGAUCACGACGAACGUGAUCGCGCGGGGGAUCGACAUCCUGCAGGUGAACAUGGUUGUCAACUACGACCUCCCGCUCAUGAACGAGCGCGACCACCACAACCGGGCGGACUCGCGGCCGGACAUCGAGACGUACAUCCAUCGGAUCGGUCGCACGGGACGGUUCGGACGGAAGGGGAUCUCGAUCAACUUUGUGCACGACAAGGCGACGUGGCAGCAGAUGGAGCAGAUCGAGAGCCAGACCGGGAAGCAGAUAAUCCGGAUCGAGACCAACGACCUCGACAAUAUGGAGGAGCAAAUGAAGAAGGCGCUCAAGUAG
Messenger RNA from Epithele typhae, 1359 nucleotides. RefSeq names its product DEAD-domain-containing protein. The transcript is spliced from 11 exons. Gene Ontology annotation, biological process: poly(A)+ mRNA export from nucleus. Gene Ontology annotation, cellular component: cytoplasmic stress granule; nucleus. The record is from RefSeq and is a predicted model, not a curated record. The coding region runs from base 1 to 1359 and encodes 452 amino acids. NCBI's taxonomy places the organism in Eukaryota, Fungi, Basidiomycota, Agaricomycetes, Polyporales, Epitheliaceae. Gene Ontology annotation, molecular function: RNA helicase activity; ATP binding; RNA binding.